GUGACCAGCAAAGGGUAUUAGGAACACCUUUUGACGUUCCCGGUCAAAUUAGGCGACCCACGCCCAUAAAUGUUCCAUCAAAUUCUCGAGAAAAUGAAGAUAAUACAAUUGAAUCCGAGGUGAACGUGGAUGACAAUUCUCGUUCUGAAGUAAUUAGGCAAUUCACAGAAUCAGAGACGGUCUUAAGCCAGGACAAUGAUAUUAUUGCAGAUUCCCUCAUGGAGAAAGAGAAUAUCACCGCUAACGAUAUAGGAGAAACACAGUCAGAAGAUUUUUAUAGCAACGCCAAGAAAACAGUCCAACCUGCUUUGCAAUAUUCAUCAAGUCCAAGAGUGAUUUUAUCUUUCACUAGUGAUCCGAACAACCCUGUCGACAGUCAAAAGGUUAAUUUAAAUGUGCUUGGGAAUUCAGAUAAUGCUUCAGGCGCAGAUCGUCCACCAUCCAACGAUAUCACAACGGAGAAUGAUACGGUUGAUGAUUAUCAGACCGAAUCAUCAAAAACACGCACUUCUCGUAAAACUGCCUCUAAAAGAUCAAACCCUUCUGAUAAUGAAUCUGAACCUACAGUGGAAUAUGUUGAAGAAUUGCAAAAAAACACCACGAAACGUCGUAAAAGUUCUAGUUCCGUGGCUUCGGUGACGUCAACUGCAACUGACGGAUCCGGUAUUAGUAGUUCGGCUAAGAAACGAAAACUUCCUAAAUCGCGGAAACCUAAUAAUAAAAAACGAGUUAAACCAUGGGAGGAUGAUCCGGAGGAAGAGAUUCCACAUGAUGACUCGGUUGUCACCAUUGCAGAAUUAUGUAAAGAUAUUAAGAGAGGAAGAAAAUCGACCACCUUUAAAGAAUUAGAAUUAGCUAAAUAUCAAAAGGCGCAACAAAGACGUGCAAAACGUCUAAAGCUCAAUAAUCUUGAAGAAGAAUCUGAAAAGUCAACUCAAAAAGACUUACCAUCUAGUAAUAAUGACAACGAAGAACUAUUAGAGGAUAAUCAGCAAGAUGAAAAUUUCGAAGACGAUCCCGACGAGAAUUUUGAUGAAAAUUAUGACUAUGACGAAGAGUACAACGAAGAAGGUGGAGAAUACGAAAAUGAAGGGGAUGAUGGAAAUUAUGAUCAAGAAAUAAUAGGGGAUCUAGACGAAAAAAAUGAUAGUCAAGAAAGAAACACCGACGAAGCCAACCGCGAAAAUGACAGUGAUAGACCAAUCCUAAUGAAACGUCGUAUCUUUGCAAACCGCGGUAGUCGAUUCGUAAAUAAUGAUGGACAAUAUACCGUUCGGGAAGAUCCUAAAGAACGGCGUAAUACGUUCAAUGCCGAAGGGAUGGAAGUUAUCGAAGAGGAUAAAUUUUCGCACAUUGUAAACUCUCAUUCCUACGCCAAACGUCCGAGAAAAAACGAAAGAUGGACGAACGAAGAAACCGAACUGUUUUAUAAGUCAUUGUCUCAAUGGGGAACGGAUUUUGAGAUAAUAGCUCAAAAGUCUUUUCAUAACACUAAAACGCGUGGACAAAUAAAGAACAAAUAUAAACGUGAAAGAAAAAUGAAUUCCGAGCGUGUUAAUGAUGCAUUGGAUACUCGUAUACCGAUUAAUAUUGAGGAAUUAGAUAUUCAAGUUAUAGAAGAAAUUGGUGAAUCUACAACGACGGCUGUUACAGAUUCACCAAACGAGAAUCAGGAACGUAACGAAGACCAAGAGACCAUGGUUAUAGACGAUGAAGGUCAGGUUGUUGAUACGGGUGACUAUAUUGAAGGAGGGGGUGAAGGUGAGGAUGACGAUGUUAGCAGGACUCCUUCGAUUAUUGGAAAUCAAGGGUUUGACACAUCAAGUUCUAAUGCUGAAGAUUAUUAUGAUGAAGAUGCAGUAGAAUCUAUUGAAAUGAGUUGA
Messenger RNA from Acaulospora colombiana, 1883 nucleotides. The record is from the annotation of a GenBank genome assembly. Lineage: Eukaryota; Fungi; Glomeromycota; Glomeromycetes; Diversisporales; Acaulosporaceae.